Molecule: messenger RNA, 603 nt
Organism: Lactuca virosa
Lineage: Eukaryota; Viridiplantae; Streptophyta; Magnoliopsida; Asterales; Asteraceae
Source: the annotation of a GenBank genome assembly
AUGACAAUGAGCCUAGAUGAUGAACUGAACCAACCUAUGUUGGAACGGAAGCAGAAGAAGACGGUGACACAAAAGGCUGUUCGGAAAACCUUCAAGAUCACAGCUCAUCUAGCCAACCUUCUUCCCACAGGCACUGUUCUCACAUUCCAGAUCCUUGCCCCAGUUUUCACCCAUGAAGGCAAAUGUCGGACCCAAUUCAACCAGAUUUUAACGUUGAUCCUCCUUUUUCUUUGUGGAAUCUCUUGCUUUGUGUUAAGAUUUAGUGAUAGCAUUCGUGAUAAGAAUGGGAAGGUUUCCUAUGGGUUAGCGACCCUGUCAGGUUUGUGGGUUAUUGAUGGAUUGGCUAAGAUUCCACGAGAGAAUGCGAGUGAGUAUAAGAUCAGGUUUAUUGAUGUAUUUCAUGGGUUUUUGUCGUUGGUAGUUUUUGUGGCAGUAGCAGGCGUCGACAAGAAUGUAGUCAACUGCUUCUAUCCUAAACCAUCAGAAGUGAUGGAGGAGAUUUUGUCGACAUUACCAAUUGGUGUCGGAGUGGUAUGCAGCCUCUUGUUUGCUGCAUUUCCUACAACUCGACAUGGAAUUGGCUUUCCACUCUCAAAAAAGUAG